AUUCGAUGCGAAUCAGACAGACAAAUUAGGGGACCCCCUCUUUUGCCGCACGCUUUAGCGGCUUCUGUCAUUGUGGGGAAGUCGUUCAAUUCGAGACCUCCUCACCAUCCUGUAUCUUUCUUCCACGUACCCUAUAGCUGCUCCAUAGAUUGAUGGCCACCCCACUGUACAUACGGAGCAUCCACUAAAGCCAAAGACACUUUCCGUUUAGUUGGGACUUUAACUCCAUACAUGAGAACCAUGGCACACAAUUCUUAUCAACAUGACGGCAAACCCAUUGAUCUCGAUGAAAUCCAUGAUUACCUGAUAAGCCUGGCUUUCCGUGCUGGGGAUAUCAUCAACAGUGCUCUACCUACAGAUGAUAGUACUGGAUCAAAGAUGAAUUCUGCUGAUAUCGUUACUCGAUAUGACAAAGCCGUUGAAGCUAUGAUAUCCUCGGCCCUAAAAGAAAAAUAUCCAUUAUAUCAGUUUCACGGAGAGGAGACCUAUGACCCAGCCCAUCCCCUAACCGAUGCACCCACGUUUGUGGUUGAUCCUAUUGAUGGCACGGUCAAUUUUGUGCAUGGAUUUCCCUGCUCCUGUAUUUCUCUUGGUUUCGCCGUUUGCCGUGUACCCAUUGUAGGCGUCGUCUUCAACCCUUCAACGCGCACUCUUUAUUCUGCAAUACAAGGCCGUGGGUCAUACCUGAACCGCACCACCAAGCUUCCCUUCAAGGGCGAUGAUAUAGGACCUUUAAAAAGCCUGGAGAAUUCACUCGUUGGUAUUGAGUGGGGCUCGGAGAGGACGGGUGCCAAUUGGGAAACAAAGGUGCGAACUUUCGAGAAACUUGGCCGAGCAAAGGAAGAUGGUGGUGCGAUGGUCCGUUCGAUGCGCAGCAUGGGUUCUGCGGCGCUGAACCUCUGUGCCGUUGCAGCUGGGACCCUAGACUUGUACUGGGAAGGGGGUUGCUGGGCUUGGGAUGUUUGUGCAGGCUGGGUAAUCCUGACCGAAGCAGGUGGUGUCAUAAUAGAUGGAAAUUCAGGAACUUGGGAAGCAACUCUCGAUGGAAGAAAAUACCUUGCUGUUAGAGCAUGCUCUGAUGAAAACAGCAGGCUAGAGCUCAUUAAGGAGUUUUGGGGGCAGAUUCAAGGAAGCUUUGAAUACUGAUGCCUGCACUUAGCGGGCCAAAGGCUUCGGUCUACCAUGCGUCAGUUAUGUUGUCUCAGAUCCUUAUCAUCAGAAUGUACGCAGUCCAACUGAUAUACUGUGCUGUAAAUGUGUAAUAUUAUAGUACUAUAUAUUGCAUAACGUAAAUAUGCAUCUCUAUGUGCGCAACCAUCUUACUCCUCAGCUGAACAUGAAUAUGGACACAGCCAGCACACUUUCCCCUCAGCCCCAGUUCUAAUAGGAGAUUU
Molecule: messenger RNA, 1394 nt
Organism: Aspergillus welwitschiae
Lineage: Eukaryota; Fungi; Ascomycota; Eurotiomycetes; Eurotiales; Aspergillaceae
Product: inositol monophosphatase family protein
Exons: 3
Coding region: 232-1146 (304 amino acids)
Biological process (GO): signal transduction; inositol metabolic process; phosphatidylinositol phosphate biosynthetic process
Molecular function (GO): inositol monophosphate 1-phosphatase activity
Source: RefSeq, a predicted model, not a curated record